Molecule: messenger RNA, 2884 nt
Organism: Scleropages formosus (Asian bonytongue)
Lineage: Eukaryota; Metazoa; Chordata; Actinopteri; Osteoglossiformes; Osteoglossidae
Gene: ggt5a
Product: gamma-glutamyltransferase 5a
Exons: 13
Coding region: 873-2546 (557 amino acids)
Biological process (GO): leukotriene D4 biosynthetic process; inflammatory response; glutathione catabolic process
Cellular component (GO): plasma membrane
Molecular function (GO): glutathione gamma-glutamate hydrolase; leukotriene-C(4) hydrolase activity
Source: RefSeq, a predicted model, not a curated record
UGGGUCCGCCGCUUCCCUCUGACGCGACCAUGACACAUGAAUUAUGAGAGUAAAAUCAUGUGACGAGCGCAAAGGGAUCUUAGCCCAACACAUAUAUAAUAACCUGAGGCAGCGGGAGUGUUAUUUCCUGAAAAAUGCUGCUGCGGAAACUGCCUGAUUUGACAGUUGAUCGUAGGAGGAUCUGACUGAGAAGAAGCAACAUGUUCCACGUUCCUGUGAAGCGAUAUUAUCGGAGCAGGAAACCCUUAUCUAGCCAUUAAAGGGAUUCCAGACGGUUCGCCAGGUCUACGGUACGUUGGAGGAUCACAGUCGGACAGCGACGGGGCGAAGCGGAAGCUCUGAACAGUUUGAGAACAACAUGGAAGAAAGUGACGGCGGCUCUUCGCUGGAGGCCACGAGGAGCCACUUUGCAGGAUCGUACAAGACGCAUCUGAGCUCCUAGGAGGCGUGCAGAGGACUCGGGUUCCAGUCCAACCCCCAUCUUGACCAGGGUCCCUGCCCCGAUCCGGUACAGGAAAAAUUACCACGCUGCACACAGACUGACAGACGGGUAAAUGAUGUGACUUUACUAUGUUUACUCAUCCUGAUAGAGCUCAGAAAUAUCCCGCAAUGUAUUGACCCAAAAUAAACUUUUCCUCACAUCACGUUGAAGCUGCACUUAAAAAAAGAGAAAGAGAGUGAAAAAACAAACAAACUGGAGCACAAAGGCUCGUUUACCCCACUCGUGCCCUCGGGAGGAGGACGGAGGGAGGAGUGAGGAGUGAGCAUCUCCACCCCGCGCGCUCUCCGUCCUCGCGAUCGCCACCGCACUCGAACCCCGGGCUCUCAGGUUCCCGCUGCCCGCAGGACCGACUCUCUGUCCCCGCGGAACCAUGGCCUCGUGCAGGCGGACGCUGUGCGCGUGCGGCUGCGCGGCGCUGCUCUGCGCGCUCCUGCUCGCGCUGGCGCUGUCGCUCGCGCUCCGCCACGCGCUGCGCUGCUCCGACGGGACCUUCGCGCACGGCGCGGUCUCCGCGGACUCGGGCACCUGCUCCAAAAUCGGCAGGGACAUCCUGCAGCAGGGUGGCUCGGCAGUAGAUGGCGCCAUUGCGGCGCUGUUGUGCACUUCCCUGCUGAACCCCCAGAGCAUGGGCCUUGGCGGGGGCUCCAUCUUCACCGUGCGGGAAAAGAGCGGAAAGGUCACAGUAAUUAAUUCGAGGGAGACAGUCCCUAAGGUGUUCAAAGCAGACCUGCUGAAAGACUGCCCUGUGGACUUCCAGAUGGGGUCAGGCAGCCGGUGGAUCGGAGUGCCGGGGGAGAUCCGCGGUUACGAGCGAGCCCACUCGCUGUUCGGGCGGCUGCCGUGGGCCACCCUCUUCCAGCCCAUCAUCAAGCUCGCUCGGGAGGGCAUCGCCUUGCCGACCGUCCUGAACCGCUACCUCUUGCUGCUCAGGAAACUCGGAGAGACAUCCCCCCUGCGGAAGCUGUUCAGCAACGAGAACGGCACCCUGCUGAAGGAGGGCGACAUGCUCAGGUUCAAGCAGCUGGCAGAUACUCUGGAGGUCAUCGCCAACCAAGGGCCCGACGCCUUCUACAGAGGGAAGAUAGCGAGGGACCUGAUCCAGGACGUCCAGGAUGCAGGUGGAACAUUAUCUUUGGAGGAUCUGGAAUCGUACAAAGUGAAAGUGAUGGACGCCUGGCCUGUUACGCUCGGAGACUACGAUAUGUAUGUCCCUCCACCACCAGCAGGGGGCGCUGUUCUCAGCUUCGUCCUGAACAUCAUGAAAGGGUACGACCUGGAUCCAUCUUCAGUCGUUGGUGAGCAGAAGACCUUGAUGUAUCACCGCUACGUGGAGGCCUGCAAGUUCGCCAACAGUCGAAAACGGAGCAUCCGAGACCCUGCCUUCUCCUCUGACACGGAGGCGUUCCGGAUGACAAAGGACGAGUUGGCAGACAGCGUCCGAGGGAAGAUCAGCAGUAACAAAACCCACAACUCCUCCCAUUACAGUGCCGGGCCUUCCUGGGACCACAUGGGAACCACUCAUGUCUCCGUCUUGGCUGAAGACGGCACUGCUGUGUCAGCCACCAGCACCAUCAACCACAUCUUCGGCUCCAAGGUCUACUCCCCGAAGACCGGGGUCAUACUGAACAACCAGCUGUUGGACUUCUGCGGCCUGGCAGAUCGUAUCUUGGCUGGAGAGCAGCCUCCUUCCUCCAUGGCUCCUGUUAUUCUGCACUCCGCCACCAGACAGAAGACCCUGGUGAUCGGGGCAUCUGGGGGCAGCAUGAUCACCACAGGGGUGGCUUCGGCCAUCAUGAACCACCUAUGGUUUGGGAAGGACCUGAAGGAGGCCAUCUCAGCUCCUGUGGUCUUUGUGGACUCCAAAAACGCUCUGAAGUUUGAGCCCGACUUUGACCAGGACGUGGUGGAGGCACUGAAGGCCCUGGGUCACCGAGUGGAGAAGACCAAAUACUUCUACAACGUUGUGAACGCCGUCACCGCGCGAGGGGGCUGCGUGGGUGCCGUGUCCGACGCCCGGAAGCUGGGAGAGGCGGCGGGGUACUGACACGAACGCGCGGCCGAACCUGUCGGCAGAUGACCACGCCCGCUCCGACCGUGACGUGUACCCAGACAGGAAGUGGUGUGGAACCUCAGGAGGAUGUCAGCCUGCGGCUGAAUGCCUGAUGCACGGGACCAGAGUUGACACGCGAAUCACACACGGUGAUCGUGAGCUGUCCUUAAUGACCAGCAGAGCGUUCGCACUGUGCUGGGGAGAGCAGCUGAGCCCCAGACCUGAGCUCACUGGUGUCCAUCCGCAUACCAUAGUGAACAUGAAGUAGAGCAUAGUAAACACUGAACUGUACAUAUCUGAUCACCAGAUACUCUCUCCUCUUUAUUUGACCA